Stegostoma tigrinum is the source of this 4946-nucleotide messenger RNA. Its product is annotated as UDP-N-acetylglucosamine transporter-like. The transcript has 9 exons. Gene Ontology annotation, molecular function: UDP-galactose transmembrane transporter activity. Gene Ontology annotation, cellular component: Golgi membrane. Gene Ontology annotation, biological process: pyrimidine nucleotide-sugar transmembrane transport. The coding region runs from base 477 to 1457 and encodes 326 amino acids. The record is from RefSeq and is a predicted model, not a curated record. Lineage: Eukaryota; Metazoa; Chordata; Chondrichthyes; Orectolobiformes; Stegostomatidae.
CUUGGGUCUGUGAUUGGGACCAUUGCCCAGUGGAUGGGAGAGGGAGCGAUGUUCUCGCGAGAAGAGAUGAGCAGCCUGUCGCUGUUGGGGAGUAACGGCCAUUGCUGCGAGAGGACCCUCAGGUGAGACGAAGAGGAGAAGGCGGCUGACAGUCGGUCACACGGGAUAUCUCCGCAACAAACUCGCACACUCUCACCAACGCGGACACAAAGCUAAACGCCAAAGUGGCCUCGGCCAUGGCGCUUGAGGCAGCGGAUGUUUCUGGCUGGGCCAACGUUUGUUGCCUAUUCCUAAAUUGCUCUUGAAAAGAUGGUGAUGAGCCAUAUAUAAUCACAGCCAAAUCCUGGGUACUUUUGUGUUUGAAGCAUAUGUGAUCAUUUUCCUGUGGCGAAUCUAGACAUCAGUCGUGUCUUAAAUUCUGAUGCAAAGACAACUGACGUUCUUGGGAGGAAAAUUCAGCAAAUUAAAGUGGAAACAUGUCACUCAGUUUGAAAUACAUUUCACUGGGAGUUCUAGUUUUUCAGACUACCAGCCUUGUGCUGACUAUGCGUUACUCACGUACAUUCAAGGAAGAAGGACCCCGUUACCUAGCAUCAACUGCAGUCGUAAUCGCUGAGAUGAUGAAGAUUGCAGCGUGCCUUUUAUUAGUCUACAAGGAUUCUAAUUACAGUUUUAAAGCACUAAAUAGAAUAUUACAAGAUGAAAUUAUUAACAAACCAAUGGACACACUAAAACUUGCCAUUCCUUCUGGAAUUUAUACACUUCAGAAUAACCUUCUUUAUGUAGCGUUGUCCAAUUUAGAUGCAGCAACAUACCAGGUUACUUACCAGCUGAAGGUUCUUACUACAGCUUUCUUUUCUGUGACGAUGCUUGGUAAAAACCUAGGUGUUUAUCAAUGGCUUUCACUGUUAAUCUUAAUGGCUGGAGUCGCUCUUGUUCAGUGGCCGACGGACACAAUGGAAGAGGUAAAGCAGGAGCUCUCUGCGGGUUCUCAGUUUGUGGGUUUGAUAGCUGUGCUCAGUGCUUGUUUAUCCAGUGGAUUUGCAGGAGUUUAUUUUGAGAAAAUCCUAAAGGGGACAAAACAGUCAGUUUGGAUUAGAAACAUUCAAUUGGGUUUGUUCGGAAGUAUAUUUGGAAUCAUGGGUGUAUACGUAUAUGAUGGGCAACGAGUAAAAGAACAUGGAGUCUUCCAGGGGUACAACAAAUUCACUUGGAUUGUUGUCACUCUACAGGCUCUUGGUGGUCUGGUAAUUGCAGCAGUCAUCAAAUAUGCAGAUAACAUCUUGAAAGGUUUUGCCACAUCAUUAUCUAUUAUCCUUUCAACAUUGAUCUCUUACUUCUGGCUGCAAGAUUUUGUGCCCACUAGUGUCUUUUUCUUUGGAGCCAUCCUGGUGAUAACUGCAACAUUUCUAUAUGGAUAUGAACCCAAGAACCUCUCUGAUCCAAGCAAAGCAUGAUGCAGUGUCAAUCGGUACAGCAUUCCAUUCAUUUGCGGGUCUAAAACUCACCAAGGAGUCUAAAUGUUCACACCUGAAGGCACUUGACUGUCCAAAAUAAUGUUCUUUAACUUACAUAAUUAUUAUGGAACUUGCAUUAUAAAUUUUAUGUGGGUGUAAGUGGGAAGUUUUAUGUAAUUUCAUAGGAUCUUGAUAACUGUAUAGACUGGCACUCCCAACCUUUCAAUAUCAGUGGCCAAAUACAAAGCAGAUGAGUAGUUGAAACAAUCGUGCUUGAGCUCAGUGACAAAAAAAGACUAUGCAAUGUGAGAUCAGGGUUCACAAAUUGAUACAGUUUACAAAUAGAUUUUGGUUUGCUGAAAGCAAAAUGUUUUAAGUCAAAUUGAAAACAAGUUUACAAGUUCAAGCAUGUUCAUUUUCAAGUGUCUGAAUAAAUGAAGGGUGUUCUAUAUCUGUUUCAAUAAAAUCAUGAUAUUUUAGUCCAAAAACUGCAAACCACAGCUUUAAAACAAAAAAAAAUGAAAAUGCCAUGUGUUGCUGAAAGUUGACCUUUCCUUUUGUCUUUUUGAAAGAGCAAAGUGGCCAUUUUAUUUCUGUGCUGCUGCUUCCACUUUACUGCAUUAGACUGGACUAAACCACAGAAUCUGAUUCCCAAAAUGGUUAAAAAAAAUCCAGAACUUUGUGAUUGAAAACUUGAUUUGCUUAUCACAUCAAGUUGGUGAACAUGGAUAUAAAUAUUGCAUCAAACAAUCUGUAACAAUUUCACUGUUUUGGGAAAAAAACUUUUGUCUGCAUUGUUUGUAGUGGAAAAUUCAACAAAGAGUGGUUAGUCUGACUGAAUGUGACUCAAAAGUUGGUAAUCUGUUUCUGGUAAUCAAUACUGUUUCUGAAAAUUUUGAUUUCAAUUUUUCAAAGACAACCUAUCCUAAAUCCAUAGCUUAAAUUUUCUGCUGUGAAAUGACUGGUGCUACCAGAUUAAUAUGUUGACAGAAACCUUGAACAGGCAACAUUGCUGACAUAUUCAGCAACGUGAUCAUAGUUAAUAUUUGAUGUAACAGAAAUAACUGAUCUUUUAAACUGUAUUCUCUACACUGCGUUGUUUUCCUUCAAUUAAUGAUCACUUUGUCUUUGUGUGUAUAAUCUGAACACAGUUUAAAGAUUAUUAUUUGAUUUGUAAAUGUUAUAUUUUAAUAGAGGUCUUACAAGGAUUAUAAAAGGAAACACUGUCAAAUUUCUUGUUUGGUUUAUAGCAUCCUUACAGUAAGUCCUCAUUUAUACUGGUGGUUGUGUUCCUGAAAAUCACGACUUCCAAGUGAAACAUUAAACCAAUCUUAAAAUUGUAGCUAGAUUCAUUAGGACCUUCCUUCUCAGAAAAAUGUUAUUAAAAUAUUAUACCCUUUAAGUUGAAAUAUUUUAUACUGCUAAAUUAAAUAACUUUUUAAAGAAUAAAUUUAACUAGUUACUUACAGUAUCUCCUUUUCGACAAUGAUCCUACUUUAAGAUGCUCCUGCUGUCUGAGUUUCCUUGUCGCUCACCCUCCCACUCCUCACCCCUGCAAUUUGCAGUCUUGCCCCUAUUCCAUGAUCACCAAGUUAUGGCCUCCCAUCCUCUUACCACUCCUUUUCCCAUUGAAGAUCCAGGGCCAUUUGGAGAUCUGAUCUAGUGGAAGUGCAAUUCUUCAUGGUCCUGAAAUUAUAGGGGUUUUGCAAUAAUGUUUUCAUAAGGUUGGUCCAUUUCCAUGUUUAUCUCUCUUGAACCCUCUCUGUGAACAAGGUCUUAGGAGAUGAACAGUGUAGCAGGAGCAGCUUUGUAAGUUAUUUUAAGGAAAUGGACAACAAGCUUGCAUGAAGAUCUGAAGGGAAAAGGGGCCAUGUAAGUUAUUUAUAUGCUGUUUAGGUCUUUCCACAUUAGAUUCCCUUGUUCUCACCAUUACACAAUGCAAUAUUUUCUUUAGAGAUGAUCCUUUAACAAGAAUGUUAUUUUUAGGGUGAAAGAUCAUUUGUAAACAUUCACUAUUCUAGGAACAGAGACAUGUCCAUUUGUUUCAUACAUUAUUGUUAAAAAAAAUUGUUGCUGAAGGGUGUGGUUGAUGAGCUAGAAGGCAUCUUGGGUUUCAUUAUUGCUUCUUGGGUAUAAAGCUUACAGAUUUUAAUAUGUGCUGGUUUUAAUUAAAUUGGUAUUUUUCCAAGAUGUUAGGGAUAAAUAUUUUGUUAGGCCUAAGUUAAAGUCCUGUUCCAGUUAUGUAUUUCAAUUUGCUGAUAAAUUAUAAUUCUGUUAAAAUUUAAAUCUACUAUUUAUGUACAGAAUAGUUUUAUAACUUGGGUUUUGUUCAAGGCAAAGUAAAUGAGAGUUUGAUCUUAAAUUCUUCAGAUUUUCUCCUCUGGAGGCAUUAUUCUUUCCAAUACGGUUACAUGGCUACUGGAUUCUUAAUGGUAUCUUACAAAGUGGCUGUUGUUCAUGUGGUAAUUCAUGUUGACUGACUGGUUACCUGGAAGUUGAUGUUGCAGCAGAACUUCUGUCCUCCUUCUUACUUUUAACUGAUGUCAAAAAACAUGUGCAGUUUAGUAAGGGUUAAGGGAUAGCAGCUUGAAAUGAGAUCUCUUGUAGAUCUUCACUCCUUGAUUCUUGAUACUAUGACCUGUUGCUGUCUGGUAUCCACUAGCCUGCUUUAGAUCUGACUCAGUGCUGUCAUGCAAUUUUCUGCUCACCAAGCCGGCAGGGGUGUUCUGAAUAGAAGAAUUCUUUUUGGAUAGAUGUUACAGCUCGCUUCAAGUUCCCAGUUUGUAGGUGAUAAUGGCAAUUGUAUUGUGUUACAUAAAAACAUCAUCUUUGUUGAAAAAUCCAGGAUACGUAAUCGAUACAAUUAUUAGGGAGCUUUCGAUUUUAAAAUGAGAAAACGUGUUGGGGUUUACAUGAUUUAAACAGUCGGAAAUGUUACAGCUGAUUCCACAAAUUAAAUUUGUAAUUAUAAAAAUAUACUGGCAGGAAAAUACAGUUACAUUUGUAAGCAGGAACUGAACUAAGUCAAUUUCCAGUGAAAUAUUUCAAUAAAGCUUAACUAGAUGUGGUAUUAAAUGAAAUCUACAUUUGCAUUUGGAUCUGAGAAUAUGUUUGAAAAUAAUUUUGAUUUUUACAUCCUUUAAAAUUAUCCUAUACUAAUGAUAGUUCACUUACAUUCUAAGAAGUAUUUGGUUAUGUAAAUUUAAUAGUGAUGUGUAUUUUACCAAUGCAUUAUCCCAACAAAAAUAGGAGUUGCCUGCAGAGGUACCAAAUUACAAUUUUAUGGGGAAUUCUUGCUGGGGGCAUCAAAUUUAAAAAGUUCAAAAUGCUCUUCUUUCUACACAAUAUGAUGAAUGUUGUGUGAAAUGUAUUUAUUCAACAAUGGCAAAGAUUGGGUUUGGCAUUUUUAUUUGCAAUAUUUAAUAACUUUGCUGCAAACAUGCUGGUUUUGAGGUUCAUAUUUUAUAAAUAAAGUUUUUUGAUAUUUUA